Messenger RNA from Dacryopinax primogenitus, 795 nucleotides. RefSeq names its product Pkinase-domain-containing protein. Lineage: Eukaryota; Fungi; Basidiomycota; Dacrymycetes; Dacrymycetales; Dacrymycetaceae. The transcript has 3 exons. The record is from RefSeq and is a predicted model, not a curated record. Gene Ontology annotation, molecular function: ATP binding; protein serine/threonine kinase activity. The annotation marks the transcript as partial. Gene Ontology annotation, biological process: intracellular signal transduction; peptidyl-serine phosphorylation.
CAGACAUACGCGGUGAAAGUACUUGAUAAGGCGCAUGUGACACGCUGGAAACAGCAGGGGAAUAGGGUGGAUGUACAGAGCGAGAGGAGGGCGCUGAUGAGGCUGUCAAGACCUGGUCAUCCCGGGGUCGUACGAUUGUUUUGGGCGAUGCAGGACCAGACUACGCUCUACUUCGUACUCGAGUUAUGCCCUAAAGGGGAUAUGACGACCGUCCUCCGCCGGCUUGGGUCGUUCUCCCUCCCCUGUGCACGAUACUAUUUUGCCCAGAUCACAGAUGCGGUGCUGUUCAUCCAUUCGCAGGGGAUAAUACACCGGGAUCUAAAGCCUGACAAUUUCCUAUUUACCGACGCUUGGAGGAUCAAGAUCACAGAUUUCGGGAGUGCAAAGGUCGUUGACGAGGGUGCCUCCCGACGCUCCUCCUUCGUCGGGUCACCGCAGUACGUCUCACCCGAGAUCCUAGCCCAUCAACCCGCGUCCUACCCUACCGACCUCUGGUCCCUCGGGAUCGUGCUCUACCAACUAAUAUCCGGGCGGUUCCCAUUCGACUCGGGCCCAACAGGGGGGUUAGCACACUAUCUCAUGUGGCAGAGAGUGCUCAAGGGUGAGUACGGGUUUGACGAGGGCUGGGACCCGGCUGCGAGGGAUCUUGUUACUAAGCUGUUGGUGAAUGACCCUUUGCAGCGGCUGGGCGCGCAGGGCGGGCCAGAGGGAGCAGGGGAAGUACGCUCGGCUGCGUUUUUUGACGGGGUUGAAUGGGGGAGUUUGUGGACUUGUGAUCCGCCGGAGUUCGAGCCG